Thamnophis sirtalis is the source of this 1654-nucleotide messenger RNA. Lineage: Eukaryota; Metazoa; Chordata; Lepidosauria; Squamata; Natricidae. The record is from RefSeq and is a predicted model, not a curated record.
ACUCCAGUAAGGAGCUGGAAGAGCUCCGGUCGGCCUUUGGCCGUGCCAUCAAAUAUUUAAAGCAAGACGUCGAGGAACGGUUUAAUGUGAGCGGAGACCCUUCCUGUAGUCUCAUGCAGGCCUGGGCCAGGAUCGAGGCUCGCUUGUGCAACAACAUGCAGAAGGCGCGAGAACUCUGGGACUUCAUCAUGGUGAAAGGGAACGCGAAAUACGCCAACAUGUGGCUGGAGUAUUACAACCUGGAGCGGGCACACGGGGAUACCCCCCACUGCAGGAAGGCGUUGUACCGGGCCGUGCAGUGUACCCAGGACUACCCCGAACACGUCUGUGAGGUGCUGCUCACGCUGGAGAGAAUCGAAGGCACUUUAGAGCACUGGGACGCGGCUGUGCAGAGGACGGAAACCCGGCUGGCUCGAGUGAAAGAGCAGAGAGAAAAGGCGGCACAGAAGGAGGCUUCCCUGGCCAACCAGGAGGAAGAGAGAGCGGAGCAGCACAAGGAAGCCGAGGCGAAGAAGAAAGCCGACAGAAAGACGGCCAAAGCCGGGCUCAAGCGGAAGGCAGGCGGCUGUGGAGAAUGGGGGCAGGAGGAGGAAGUCGAAGUGCCCGUCAAGAGGAUGAUGGGGACCUCCGAAUACCUGCUGUACGAGGAGGAGAUGGAGCGGUUGGGCGAGUUGGAGCUGCAGAGGAACACGGAGCUGGAGGUGGAGCUGGGCCUCUUUGGGAGGAAGGGCGACCCCAAGCCAAAGGAAGAGGGAGCAGCGGCCAAGUGGAAGGACACCCCCAAGGUCCCUCACGACAGCACGAAGGAGCCCUUCACCGUCUUCCUCAGCAACCUCUCCUACAAAAUGACCGACCCGGAGGUCAAGCUCCGAGCCCUCUUUGCCAGCUGCGGGGAAGUGGCCGAAGUCCGCUCCAUCUACAGCAACAAAGGCGCCUUCCGCGGCUACUGUUACGUGGAGUUCAAGGACGAGAAGUCGGCUCUGAAGGCCUUCGAACUGGACCGGACCGUGGUGGAAGGCAGGCCCAUGUUCGUCUCUCCCUGCGUCGAUAAAAGCAAGAAUCCGGAUUUCAAGGGCUUGGCCUACGUGGACUUUGAAAACGAAGCGCAGGCCUCCCAGGCGCUUCUGAAAAUGGACGGGAUGGACAUAAAGGGCCACGUCAUCAAAGUCGCCAUCAGCAACCCUCCCUCUCGGAGGUUCCCCGAGAAGCCGGAAUCCCAGAGUCAGAAUCAGAGUUUCCACACGGCUCAGGGCCGCCGCCGCAAGGGGAGAACCCAGCUGGAGAUGGUCCCUCGUGCCUUGCAGCGUCACAGCAACCCACCAAGCAAGGCAGAGAACGGCGGUGAGCAGAGCCCGUCCGCCCCGCCGGCGGAACUGCCCAAGAAGAUGACCAACGCGGACUUCGCCAAGAUGCUCCUGAAUAACACAUGCCGGCUACUUUUGAGCUUUCUCUGACCUGGCACUGGAGGGACGGGCGCCCUGCUCAGCUCCGAUGUUUCUGUUUCCCCGGCUCCUGUAAGGGUCUCUAGCCAGGCCCCUCUUGGUUCUCGAGGUGUUUGCCUUGCAAUGUUUUCGUUUUGUUUUUUUAUACAAUGUAAAGCGUGAGCCUGCGGCAUUCCUCCUCCGGGUUCAUUAAAGUUGAUCUUGCAAGUUGA